Conger conger (European conger) is the source of this 942-nucleotide messenger RNA. Its product is annotated as DNA-directed RNA polymerases I, II, and III subunit RPABC2-like. Lineage: Eukaryota; Metazoa; Chordata; Actinopteri; Anguilliformes; Congridae. Gene Ontology annotation, molecular function: DNA-directed RNA polymerase activity; DNA binding. The transcript is spliced from 5 exons. Gene Ontology annotation, biological process: DNA-templated transcription. The record is from RefSeq and is a predicted model, not a curated record. Gene Ontology annotation, cellular component: RNA polymerase II, core complex; nucleus; RNA polymerase III complex. Bases 148 to 531 code for a protein of 127 amino acids.
AACUACGUCACCGGAAACAGGAACUAGUUUUUUGCGGAAGUCAGUUUGCGGCGUUUCUCGUCUAAUUGCGAAGAAUAUUUAGCGUUUUCUGUUGGUAGUAAACAUUCGUUAUCUUUGUAGUGGGUUGGAAAGCAUAUAGUUGCAAACAUGUCUGACAACGAAGACAAUUUUGAUGAUGGGGAUUUUGAUGACGCCGAAGAUGAUGAUGGGCUGGAUGACCUGGAAAAUGUUGAAGAUGAGGAUGCGGAGCAUGUCCAGAUUCUACCUGCGGGAGAGGGGCAGCCGCCCAACCAGAAAAGAAUCACCACGUGCUACAUGACCAAAUACGAGCGGGCCAGAGUGCUGGGAACCCGUGCCCUGCAGAUAGCAAUGUGUGCGCCGGUGAUGGUCGAGCUGGAAGGAGAAACGGAUCCUCUGCAAAUUGCAAUGAAGGAACUGAAGUGCAGAAAGAUCCCCAUCAUUAUCAGGAGGUACCUGCCUGACUCAAGCUACGAGGACUGGGGCUGUGAUGAGCUCAUCAUCACUGACUGAGACUGAGCCUUGAGACAGGAGCCCAGCAAUGGCAGGGCCCUGCUGGAGCCCUGCUGGAGCCCGCUGUGGGGAGAUUGCCAGGCUGACUCCCCCCCGCUGCCUUCCACCUUGCAGAGUGAUCUGGACAUUCCUGUGUAGUAAAGCGCACCAGGUUGGUUGCAUAUUCUCCAUUGCAACCAUCCCAGUUUGAUGACAUGCAGGUUUUGUGUGUACAUUGCAUUGAAAUAACUGGGUCUAGUGUUUUUACAGCCAUCAUCCUCAAGAGGGAGCUAAACAUCAAGGUAAUUGGGUGGGAAAUGCUCUUGCUGCAGUUGAUCAGAUGAUUCUGAACAUUGGUAAUGUGACAGCAGCACAAUGUUUGUAAGAAUAUUUUACAAGUAUUUUUUUAUUAAUAAAUACUGUCUUAAGGAA